This is a messenger RNA of Monodelphis domestica (gray short-tailed opossum), 8782 nucleotides long. RefSeq names its product OTU deubiquitinase 4 (gene OTUD4). Gene Ontology annotation, molecular function: cysteine-type deubiquitinase activity; K63-linked deubiquitinase activity. The record is from RefSeq and is a predicted model, not a curated record. NCBI's taxonomy places the organism in Eukaryota, Metazoa, Chordata, Mammalia, Didelphimorphia, Didelphidae. Gene Ontology annotation, biological process: negative regulation of interleukin-1-mediated signaling pathway; negative regulation of toll-like receptor signaling pathway; protein deubiquitination.
AGCGCCGCGUGUCUGGGCACAGAGAGGCCUGUUUCUUCCUCGAGCACAUUUUCUCCCAUUUCCUCGUGGUCUCCGUGAUAGUCGAGCCCUGGUGGGUCUUCGGCUGCUGGCCCGCCCCAUUGUCGCCUCCCCGCGGCCCUUUUUUUAUGAGCGGAGCCCGCCCGGCUUCCUUAUGUCCGCGGUGGUGGCGCCGGGACCUGUUGAGUAGGACUUUGCAGACGCAGACGCUGCCGCCGCCGGCCUGAAGCAGGCACGCCUUACAGGCCACCGAGCUGCUUCUGGAAAACUUUGGAAGCUAUUUAAUCUAUCAGCAUUGAUUAGGCGCCUACUUGGGGGAGCUGGGCUACUGAGUCCCCAGGAGCGCCCCCCGCAGAUAUUCAGACCACUUUCAGUUGCCCCCCUGCCCUCCAAUCCUGAGAAAAGGGAGGCAAUAGAUUAAAAAAACAACUGUGGACUAGGCGGAUAUAACUGGAUAUUUUUGCAAGGUAAAGAAGAAAUGACUAACUUGAGGAAUUCGGAGAAAUGUGGGAGAGAGAAGCCGCAGGACUGAAGUGAGAGUUAAUUGAUAUGCAGGAGGCCCGAAGAUCUAGGUUCUAGCCUUGAAAGCUGUGUUAUGUGACCCUGGGCAAGUAUUGCAUUCUCAAUCUCGACAUGUUGAAGUCAGAAUGGCCUGUAUACACUAUCUUCGACAGAAUAGAGAGAAAUUUGAAGCGUUCAUAGAGGGUUCAUUUGAAGAGUAUUUAAAACGCUUGGAAAAUCCACAGAAUCGAAGGAAGUAUCAGCUCCAAGGCAGAAGAACGGAAUGGGUCGGACAAGUGGAAAUAAGUGCCCUUUCUCUUAUGUACAGGAAAGAUUUUGUAAUUUAUCAGGAACCAAAUGCUGCUCCUUCUCAUGUAACUGAAAAUAACUUUCCUGAAAAGGUAUUAUUGUGUUUUUCAAAUGGAAAUCAUUAUGAUAUCGUCUAUCCCAUAAAGUAUAAAGACAGUUCUGCUAUGUGCCAGUCUCUCCUUUAUGAAUUGCUCUACGAGAAGGUAUUCAAUACUGAUGUUAGCAAAAUCCUGAUGGGGCUAGAGCCCUCUGUUGAAGUAGUUGAAGAAAAUGUUGCUAACAGUGAAAUAUCAGAUUCGGAGGAAGAGAGUUGCAAGGGUAAAGCUACCACAGUUAAUGAUAUGAAUGGAUUUAAGUCUCUGUCAGGCAAUCAGCAUCUGAAGAACAAUGGGAACUCCACUUGCCUUCCCAUAUCCAGAAAAGUUCUUAAGUCUCUCAACCCAACUGUCUACAGAAAUGUAGAAUAUGAAAUUUGGCUACAGUCUAAACAAGCUCAGCAAAAGCGUGAUUAUUCCAUUGCUGCUGGCUUGCAAUAUGCAGUUGGAGAUAAAUGCAGAGUGGGCUUAGAUCACAAUGGAAAAUUUCAAAAUACAGAUACUCAAGAACAUUCUGAGAAUGGACCAGUUUUUGUAGAAGAGCUUGGAGUGAAACAUUCUUCCUCAUUGAAGAGCCUCAAACCUCUUCAACAGGCAUCUUCUAUAGAAGGUUGGAACACAGUGUCUUCGGGAAAGAAGAUGAAAAAGCCUCCCAGUGGUGGACAGCAUUUUCAGCCUGACAUGGAUUGCAGAGGGCCAAAGAAUUCAAACAAGCCAAUAAAAACCCCAUCAGCACUACCUCCUCGACUUCAGCAUGUGGGAACUCGGCAGCAUGUAUAUUCGUGUCAGUCUUCUGGGUUACAGUCCCAGCUGUCCUCAAAUGAACACAAGUCACAGAGCAGGACUUCUUCACAGAGUCUAAGAAAACUUGAACGAGAUAGGAUUGAGGAUUCUGACCACACUGGCAGAGAUGGGAGUCAUUUUGGCCUUUCUCCAGAGGAGCGAAGAGAAAGAGAAGCUUUUGAAGAAUCACGUUUGUUGUAUGAAAUUCAGCACAGAGAUGAACAGGCUUUUCCUGCCCUCUCUAGUUCAUCAGUUGGACAAGCAAGUGUUCAGAUCAGUAAUACUUGUAUGCCAAGAAAACCACAUGGAAGUGAAAGAAAAGGAAGGCGAAGAGUAGAUGCAGAAGAACGAAGAGAUAAAGAUUCAAACCCUAGGCAGAUACACUUGGAUCAAAAACUUGAGGCAAGCACACCAGAGUUUCCAAAGAAUAUUGAAGAUGAUGAAAAAUGUCCACCAGCUUCUUCCCCUUUAAAAUCUAAGAAGAUUGAGUGUCCAUCUCCUGUUGAACAAAAUCCAGCAGAGCAUGUGUUACUGGCAAAUCCAACUCCCCUUCAGGUUCCUUCAGAGGUGCAUCUGCCUCCCACAGUGCCUUCUUUACCAGCCACUGUGCCAGUCUGGCCAAGCGAACCAACAACUUAUGGACCAACAGGUGUUCCUGCUCAAAUUCCUGUUUUUUCAGUGACACAGACUUCUGGACCAGAUUCUACUGUGUCACAAGCUCAGUUAACACCUGCCCCUGUUACUCCUGUACCUAUGUCAAUUCAAGCAGUUAAUCAACCUUUGAUGCCUUUGCCUCAGACAUUGAGCCUUUACCAAGACCCAUUGUAUCCAGGGUUUCCUUUAAAUGAAAAGGGCGAGCAAGCCAUUGCCCCACCUCAUUCUCUGUGUCACAAUGGGGAAGAUCUCCCUAAAGAUAAAAAUAUUCUUCGAUUCUUCUUCAAUCUUGGUGUGAAGGCAUAUAGCUGUCCUAUGUGGGCCCCACAUUCUUACCUAUACCCUCUGCACCAAGCUUACAUAGCUGCUUGCAGGAUGUACCCAAAGGUUCAAGUUCCUGUCUAUCCUCACAACCUUUGGUUUCCAGAAGCUCCUUCAUCACAGAGUGACAAUGACUGUGCACGUACAGAUACACACUUCUCUAUGCCAACUGAAGCGAAUGCUAAUGAUCGUGGGAUACAGGCUGAGACUGGGUCUCCAACAUUCUCUUCACCAUUGGUUAUCCCAACAUCUCAGGUGUCGGAAAGCCAAGGACAGAUGACUUAUCAGGGCGAUAUUGAAUCCGAGAACCCUGGACAGUUGAUUCAUGCUGAUUAUGAUGAGUCAAUGGGCGGCAAGAACCUAUUUCCACAGCCAUCCUUUGGACCUAAUCCAUUUUUAGGAGCAGUCCCCAUUGCACCUCCUUUCUUUCCUCAUUUAUGGUAUGGGUAUCCAUUUCAGGGUUUUAUAGAAAGCCCAGUAAUGAGACAGAAUGUGGUCCUGCCUCCUGAUGAGAAAGGAACACUUGAUAACCCUCUGGAAGACCCAGAUCUCUCUAAAGAAUGUAGUUCAAUUUCAUCAGCAGAUCAAUUUCAAGAAGUGAGAGGUGAAUCAAUACUCCCUCUCCCUGUAGCCAAUGUAAGCAGUAAGCAUGAUGGCCAGGCUGAGCAGUCAUCUAGAAUGCCUAAAGGAGAAAAAGGAUUUGCCACUUGCUCUGUAGAGGUGAAGGCUCAUCUUCCUCCUCAGCUGUUAACUGUAGAAAGAGAAUCUCUACCAUUAACUGUAGAACCUGAACUUAUUAAAAGAACCGUAACCAAUCCUAAAGAAAGAGCAGAGAAAAUCAAAGAUUCCAAGACCUCCGAUCACUUAGCCAGCCCAAUGACCAGUUCAGUAGAUAGAAUACCAAGAGCAAGGGAAGAGAGUUCUGAGGAUGAAAAUGAAGUGUCCAGUAUUCUGAAGAGUGGCCGAUCCAAACAGUUCUACAAUCAGACAUAUGGAGGCAGGAAGUAUAAAAAUGACUGGGGCUAUCCUUCUAAUAGAGGAGGGUACCAGCACCCAAGAAAUGAAGAAUCUUGGAAAGGGCAACCCAACAGAAGCAGGGAAGAAGGUUAUCAGUAUCAUCGAAACUUUAGAGGACGACCAUAUAGGGGAGAUAGGAGAAGAUCAGGGAUGGGAGAUGGUCACAGGGGACAGCAUACUUAGAAAUGAUUACUUUUAGAGAGUAUCAGAGUAAAACUCAUUUGCAAAGUGGAAUGGCUUAAAUAUUCCCAAAGGCUUGUCUUAUUUUUUAAAUGAGGGGAAAAAAACCCAACAACCCUGAAGCUAGAAAUAAGCUUCUCUCCCUAACCAAGUAUCCUCAACUUGAGACUUAGGGGCAGAUGAAUUCCUGGCAUUACAUUUUUUUCUACAUUGAAAAUUUGUUUGAUUUCAUUUAUUUGAGUGUUGCUUUCUUCUUCCUUUCCUCCAUAGGAACUUAGAAAAUAAGUGUGUAAAAUAUAAAAAAAAAAACGUUUAUAAUAUAAGACAUUGUAGAUUUAGUAUUGUUUUUUCCCUACUUACACAAUUUGAGUUUGUGAUAUAUGGUGUUGAAAAUGUAUGCUUACAAUGUUUACUGAAAUGACAGAAAUAUAGUGUUUGACAUGAUUUAGAUUCUAAAACAGAUAACAUUGCACCAAAUAGAAAUGUAUAUUUUAUUAUGCAAUGCCUUAGUCAUAAACUGGGCUAAAAAAUUCUCAGCCUACAACACUGUUGUCUUUGAUAUGCUUCCAACCCAAAGGCCUUUCAUCUCAAUAUCUGUCAAACUUGAAUAAUGUUUUCUCUUUAAUAUUUCAUAUAAGGCAGCCGAUUAACCCGUGUCUUAGAAAUGUUGUACAUAAUUCUUUUAAUAUUCAUAGGGUAUAUUUUUGAAUUUUAGAGAGAUUUGUUGAACUUGAGAUUGCAGGCAAGAAUAGAUAUUUGUGGAAAAAAUAGGAAAUCAGUAAUAUGGCUGUUCCCACCAAGAAUUCUUAGCACUGGUGUAAAUAUCAUGGUGCCUACUUGAACGAAAUGUAGAUGCUAUGCAUUUUGAAAAUAAUUCUGCACCUGUUAGAACCGCAGAAAUUUUUUAAUGCCACUUUAACACUAAUGCACUGACAGAUUCUAAAUAUUUUGUGAGAAGAGAUGUAUAAACAUGAUUUUUUUUUUAGCUUGAUAAGUUUAUAUGGAGAGCUACUGGUUUUUAAAAUUUUGUUUUUUGUUUUGUUUUUGGUUCUUCAUGCACUGUUAGUUAUGUUUAUCAUUCUCCAUUUGCAUCCAGAUUGUUGGCUCUAUACUAUAAAAAGAUGACUGUGACUUCCAGUCCUUUUUUAGAGGAUGCUGCUAGAAGAUGGGUUUUGCUUUGUAUUUUAAAAUCAAUUUGUUACCAUAGGUAACAUGUGAAAGUGUGGUGAGAAUGUGUGGUGUUUUUUGUUGUUGUUUAAUUUUAACCCUUCUCUGGUUUCUCCAGUAUUCCCAUUUAUCCCCUUUGCAUGUUGCACUCUGUCUUCAUUUGGAGAUUUGACUCUGAAUAGCACAGUAUUAGUCAUCUGUGUUUCUUUGUAAAAAAUAACUGUAGUUUAUAUUUUAUAUCUGUAUAUACCAAUGUGAAACAUACCCUCUUUUUUCAUGUUAAAAAAGAUUAUCUACUUUUUGAUCAGGAAGCUUGAGUGAGACCAUGCUAUGCAAAUAACAUAGUAAUUUCUCUUUGCAUGCUAUGUAUAAUAUACCUAGCCAAAAAUUAAUGUAGUGGCUCUUUUUUUUCUUUAUUAGAAAGUAUGUAAAAAGCAAAUGUAAUUUAUUUGGUAGCCUGAAGCAGAUGAGGUUUUUUUUUUUUUCUGGUAACCUUCAGAAAAGUUCAAAUGCUAGCUGGGCUUAGUGAAUCUCUACUGUACUGUAUAAAUGGUUAUUUACCUCUAUGCUAUUUUAAUUAGCCAAACUUAAGUUCGGGUACUACCAAUUUGAGUAGUCAUUAAAUUUUAUCUGUUAUCUAAAAUUUUGAGCGCACUUUGAAAGAUAGCAUUUUAUUAUUGAUGGUGCUAGGUAAAAAUCUGUAGUGACUAAAUGUUUUAUGCUCCCAAAAAUGCUUUAAAGAAGCUGGUGAUCACAGCCAUUUUGUGAGCUAGAACAGUUGCUGAAGGUAAUGCAAAGUCUUUUUUCUUUAGUGUAGUAUGAAUGGUUGAAUUAUGGAAGAAAAGUUAAAAAACUAGAAAAAUCAUACCUUUAUAGCCCAUGCUGGUUAAUUGCCUACAGGUAAUCUUCAUGAAAGCCACAUUUAUAGAUAUGUUUAGAUUAUUAGGUUUAAAUAAAGCUAAAGUUCUGAUCUCAGGAGGCAAGGAAAUGUAGUUUUUCAUCCAGUCUUCUGGAAAUGCUUAAAAAUUGGCUAUAAAAGAAUAUUGUUCGUUUCUACACAAUCACUAGCUGCCUUACAACACUUGAGUGAUAGAAUAGAUGAGGUUGUAGUUUCUGAAGAAAACACAAUUGUUUUCCAUGCCCCAUUUUAAGGUAUAGAAUUGAAACAGCAUUGAAAGAGUUUUUUUAGGAGAUGGUACUUUGCUCAGUAACCUCUGGAAUAAAAAAAAAAACUCUGCUUUUAAAAAAAUACUUUUAUGAUUUAAUGAUCCUUACAGAUGGGGAUGUUUUAAAAUUUAGGGACUUUUUUCGUAAGCUGAGGUCAAACUAGAGAGUCAUGUAUAAUUUCCUUCAUCCUUCACUUCACUUUACUUUGUCUCUAGGCACACACAAAUUUCUUCAGUGUGAUGGCACAAAGUUACAGUGGUCUUGUGUAAUGAGCACGUUUUGUGUAUAGGAGAAUGGACAUAUACUAAUAGCUAAUAUUACAGAACUUUUCCAUGUUAUAGAAAAUUUCAUCUUAAAGUGGAAGUACUGACCAAAGUUUUCCCACUAGCUUUUUAUUAGGUUAGACAUCAUCUCGGAUUUGUUUUCCUACCCUCAUUCCUUUUUUUAGUAUUUCAGAGUUUUCCAGUAUCCUCAGCAAUCUUGUGGCCCUGGGGAGAAUUGGCUGUUUUCCAUUCUAGUUCUUUUCUAACCCAACAUGUUUUUGGAGUCUUAGGAAUCCUGCACACUGCUUCUUCACAUCCAUAUUGAUUCAUCCAGUAUGGCAGACCCAAGCUUGUGGUUUGUUCCAGACUGAGUUCGCCAGAUGCUACCAACAGUGAUAGAGCUUAUGUGGCUGAGUCUCCCUUUUCUCUUCCUCACUAAUGUGUUAGUUGCUUCUUUUGUGACUUAAGGUGGUUAUAUUAAAAUACCUAUGAACUUCUAACUUGUUUCAGACUGGUGCAAUAAAAGUCCUUUUCUAACCCUUUUUGGCUUAGAAACUUGAUCAGCCAUCCCAUAAACUAGCAAUAUUUAUUAUACAUCAUUUUUGUUUCGCCUUCAGUUUUUGAUGAAGUAAGCUUUCUGACUUUCUCUUAGGGUACUAAGAAAGGUCCGUAACGAAGUGUAACAGCCCAAGAGAAUACAGACACAUUCAGCUACACUACACUAUCUUUGUUUAUUGUAUUUUGCCCCAGAAUUUAUGUCUAAAUACUACUGGGUGUCUGUUUGGUUCAAUUACAGUGAUAGAUGAUCCAUAUGUCAAUUCAGUGAACUAAGUAAUUUUGCCAGGUAGCAACAGCCAUUUAUUUUUCACUAAUUGGGACAUUUUCCCAAAGAUAGAUUAUUUCAGAAACACCAGUUAUAGAGUAUCCUAGAUGAGGGGUGGGUGCAUGUCUUAUUGUGGGGCAACAGCAACUUUGGGGUUGAAUUUACUUGAAUGGAAUAGAAAUUGCAUUGUUACAGAACUAGAAAAAAAAUCUUAUGUAUGAAAAAUGAUAAUAGCCUUACACUGAAAAAUAAUACUUUAAGCAUGUGAAGAUGUGAUUCUUUGUGAUGUUACUUGUAUAGAAAUAUAUAUAUAUAUAUUCACAUAUAUCUUUUGAAGUGUUGAAAGGAAAAUAGUACUUUAUAUUCUUUAUCAUAUCACUUUUUUGUAAGUGUUCAAUAUAUUCCUGUUUAUUUUUCUAUGUUCUGUUUUGUAGCCUUAAGAAGUGUUUCAAAAGUAUCUGAAUGUAUAAAAUAAUAGUAAAUGCCCUACAUGGUGUGAUGCUGCAUUGUACAUAAAACUCUGCAUAUAUUAAAUUUUGUUUGUCUCAAAAGCUUCUUGAAAUGCUUUGAUUUAGAAAUGUCAGCAGGUAGUGUAGUAGGGCAUGUCAAUACGUUGUAACAGGAAUUUGACCUGGAGGAAAGGUUUACAGUAUUUAACACAAUAUAUAGUAGAAGUAUGUAAAGAUAAAAAAGUAUAGUUAGAAAAAAUGAUUUUAAUUUUACUUAGCUUUCUACUAAACUACAUCUCUCCCAGAAGAUUUAAGAAUCAGAUAAAAACAAAAAUUUUCUUGUCAUUUCCUUUUGCUUGUAUUUGUAUUCUUUAAUGUUGGAGUUUUGUGUGUAAUACUUUGUAAAGAUAUUUUCAAAUAUAAUAGGAUGUUAAGAUAAUAACAUGCUCAUUAUAAAUCAUAUAAAAUUUUGUUCUGUGUCCAUCUUCCCUAGGUCUUCAGAUUUGCUUUGAUCCCACCAACAUCUCCAUUGUCUGUUUUUUAUCUUCUCAGCUUUCCUAUUUGUUGUUGUGUUUGUUUGUUUGUUUUUUUAAUAUCAUCAGGUUAAGCUAUGUAGCAUCAGCAUAAAACAUUUAUUUACUGAAGGGCUCCACUUAGAAAUGUGGAUUAAAUUGUUUAAAGGUGACUUUAAAGUCACCUUUAAACAAUGAUCUGUGUAAGUUAAUUAUCUAUUAGAAUUAAGAAUUGAUAGGAGGGAGGAGGCAGCUAGAUUCAGUGGACUGAGAGGCAGGCCUAGAAAUGGAAGGUUCUGGUUUCAAAUCUAGCCUCAGAUACUUCCUUAGCUGUGUUGACUCUGGGCAAGUCACUUAGUCUCCAUUGCCUAGCUCUUAACCAUUCUUUUGUAUGUAAGGGUGAAAAAUAAUAAUUGAUAUAAAGUGAAAAUGGUAUCUUGUCUUAAAGAAUUGAGAAAUCAUAAUGAUAAAGAACUUGGCAACUUUUUCUAAGGAAGAAAUAAAUUAUUACUUUUUUCUUUGA